Messenger RNA from Temnothorax curvispinosus, 534 nucleotides. RefSeq lists its product as uncharacterized. Bases 1 to 534 code for a protein of 177 amino acids. Gene Ontology annotation, molecular function: nucleic acid binding. The record is from RefSeq and is a predicted model, not a curated record. Gene Ontology annotation, biological process: DNA integration. Lineage: Eukaryota; Metazoa; Arthropoda; Insecta; Hymenoptera; Formicidae. The transcript has a single exon.
AUGAGACCGUUAAAAUCGACCGAUGCGGAUAAAAAUAUCGAAAAGCGACGGUUGGUGGACGAAUUGCGCGCACCAACAAGAAGAAAUUUUCCCCGCAGACACGUCAUAGUGCGAGGGUAUGACGAUCUGUGGCAGGCUGACAUCGUCGAGAUGUGUCCGUACUCGCGUUUCAACGGAGGCUACCACUACAUACUCACCGUCAUCGAUGUCAAGUACGCGUGGGCCGUGCCGCUCAAAGGUAAAGGCGGCAGCGAGACAGCCGACGCUAUCGCUGAGAUAAUUCGACGCAGCGGGAGGUGCCCUAAUAAUCUACAAACCGACAUGGGGAAGGAAUUUUACAACACCGACGAGCAACGUCUUGUGAGAAAACACGACAUCAAUCAUUAUUCCACGUAUUCGGUGUUGAAGGUCGUCGAGCGAUUCAAUCGUACGUUAAAGAACAACAUGUGGAAGAUGUUUACGCUCAACGGAAAUUACAAGUGGGUCGACGCGUUGCCGCGACUCGUGUCGGAUUACAACGCGCGCAAGCAUUGA